Anastrepha ludens (Mexican fruit fly) is the source of this 1632-nucleotide messenger RNA. It is a transcript of the gene cad, whose product is annotated as homeotic protein caudal. NCBI's taxonomy places the organism in Eukaryota, Metazoa, Arthropoda, Insecta, Diptera, Tephritidae. Gene Ontology annotation, biological process: animal organ morphogenesis; anterior/posterior axis specification; cell differentiation. Gene Ontology annotation, cellular component: nucleus. Gene Ontology annotation, molecular function: DNA-binding transcription factor activity, RNA polymerase II-specific; RNA polymerase II transcription regulatory region sequence-specific DNA binding. Bases 441 to 1538 code for a protein of 365 amino acids. The transcript has 2 exons. The record is from RefSeq and is a predicted model, not a curated record.
UUCCAAUGCAAUAAAUAGUUUAUUUUGUUUAAGCUUCCAAGAAGUUGGCGUAUUAACGGUUUUAAUGCUCUUGAAUUGUACACUUCUAAACCAAGACAAUGUUUGAUUAACGGUUCUUUAAAGAUUUUAUUUAUUAUUUAGAGUCUAACUUUCAUAUUAAGAACGUGCUAGCGCAAGUGUGAUUGAAAAAAAUAUUCCAAAUACGGAAAUAAAAAUUAUCAAGUAUUAGAAAUUACUAUUGAAAUCUAGUAUAUAAACAAAACUAAAAGUAAACACCUGCAUAAAAUGCAACAUUUGAAAACGUAAACAAGUGAAUACAAUAUAAUGAAAACCUCAAAGCCUUAAAGCAAAAAACACAAUGCAAUAUUCGUCUAAAUUAUGUGCUUUUAAUUUUGUAAACAAUUAAAAAUCAUAACUAAAUACAUCAUAUAACAAGCAAAAUGGUCUCAUAUUACAACGCCCUGCCUUAUUCUCAGAAACAUACUUCGAGUAAUUUGAACUACCCCCCCACUCAGCCUUGGCAGUGGACAGCAAAUUAUCCUACAUCAGCAAAUCAUCAACUCCUGAACGAGAUGGAAUCGUCGCAUAGCCAUCAUCAGGUUUAUUAUAAUACGCACCACAUGUUCCACCCACCAGGCAGCUCUGCCGCGGAAUGGCAUUCUCCUUUAUCAAAUACCGAAAAUUUGCUACAAAAUGCACCUCAUAUGCAACAACUUAUCAAUGAAUCGAAUGAUGGCACUGUUGUAGGUAACACUACAACUAGUUCAGGUCGCAGCACUAAUUCAACAGGCCCUCCUUCUGCAGAAAUUAUAUCAAUAAACGAGUCCAGGCGAGGCUUAAAUGAGCAUCAUAUUAACGAAAGUUUACCAUCACCUACCUUAGCAAUAUCAGGAAGUAAUGUUUCCAGCCCAGAAGUUUCUUUAACAACAUCGUCACCACACCUCCCUUCAAAUAGUAGUAACAACAGUGGGACAAAUAUUGUUAAUGCUUCUUACAAUAACCAAGCUUCUCCUGUAAAAGCUCAGUAUUAUGAGUGGAUGAAAAAACCAUCGUAUCCAUCUCAACCUGCGCCCGGAAAAACUCGUACGAAGGACAAAUAUAGAGUGGUAUAUACCGAUUUUCAGCGAUUAGAGCUCGAAAAGGAAUACUGCACUUCUCGCUACAUAACUAUACGACGCAAAACCGAGUUGGCGCAAAUUCUUUCAUUGUCUGAGAGACAAGUGAAGAUUUGGUUCCAAAAUCGAAGAGCCAAAGAAAGAAAGCAAAAUAAAAAAAAUUCUGACACAACAUCUUUGGCAAGCACGGUUCCCCACUGCGAACACCCAAAUUCAAUCGGUACAAAGCCUAAGAUAGAGCCUGGUCUUCAUCUUCAGCAUACGUUGCAUUCAAUGACGACUAUAAGUAUGCCAACAAUGGGAUUGCAUCACAUGAGUCAUCACCACCCAUUUGCAAUGGCGGCCCCUCCAUCACAUCAGCUACAUACACAACGUGCUCAGAUGUCUACAGCUGUAGCGAGCGUUAGUUCAAUGGCACUGUGACAAUAUUAUAAUUACCUUUUACAAUAGCAAUUUUAUUAUAACCACAAAUUAUAUAUUAACAAUUAACUGUAAAGGAGGUACUGAUUUAUACCCC